CCAUAUUUUCGUGCUAGUAACCACCAUAGAAAUAGGACUACGGUGAGUGGCUGCACUUAACUGGUGCCAUUGGUGAACUCAAGAUGGCGGCUCCGUUCGCAAGAAGCUGCUACAACUGUUGGCUUCCAGGUCAUUUCUCGAGAGAACGCCCACAUCCUCGAAGAGCACUGGCAACAGGAGCAAAUACAACACCUCUUUUUACGCAACCACCGGCCACGACUCCAGCGGCUUACGUUCCCCCGCCACCACCCCCUCCCCCUCCUCCAGUGCAGGCACCUACUCAGACGUACAAUCAGGGGGUAGGAGGGUAUCAGAGAACGGGCUAUUGGAGACAGACGCUGGAUAGAUGUGCAACAUUUGUAGAUAAUGCAGAAGAUGAAAAAGCGAAGAAGAAGGAGGAGGCGGAGAGAGAAAAAAGAAAGAAGGAACAACAGCGGGAGCGAGAGGAAUUUGAGGCUAGAGUUGGCGAAAGGUUGGAGAAUCGGUUGGCGAAGUUGUAUGGAGGUGUGAUACCUGCGGGAGGCAAUGCGUCGGUAUCAACGAUUGGCGAGACAAGUGGGCAACAAAAAGAGAAUGACGAAGUUGCGAGGCUCCGAAGGGAAAAUGAGGAAUUUCGUAGGAGGUUGGAUAAAGGAACUGUGAGUGAUGAGAACUUGGUUGAUAGGUUUUUGAGAGAGAAUGAAGAAUUGAGGCGUAAGAUCAAUGUCACACGGGAUCCGCUGGAGAAUGGAUUGAGUGUUUUGAUGAAUGAGAUGCAAGAGUUGCGCGCUGGCAGGGAUGCAGACAAGGAUUUGCUGAUCGGACUGAAGGUUGAGAUUAGUUCGCUGAGGAAACAAAAGGAGCAGUUGGUGGAAGAAACUCGGUUGUGGAUGAACGAAGCAUUGCGACCGGGCAACAAACGAGGAUGUAUUUCAAUUGCAACACCGGAGGUUGAUGAUCGCAAUCGAUUCAGAUUACGUAUGGUGGGAUCACCAACAGGCGCUCUUCGUGAAGAAUUGAGGAAGCUAAAGGACAUAAAGCAAUGCAAUCUGCGGGAGGUGGAAGCGCUAAAGCAAAGGAAGAUGGAUGCUGAGCAAAAGCGAGUAGAGGCGGAAGCAAGGAAAUUAGCAACGGAAGCGGAAGUGGCUAAAUUGAGAGAACAGGUUGAGAAGUUGACCACGGAGCCUGUGGUAGCACCUACUGACGGAACGAACCUGAAAGCAAGACUGGAUGCAGUGGCGGAAGGCCUGGGAAGUUGGCGGAAGGCCUGGGAAAUACCGUGGGCACUGAAGUUUGUGGAUUAUUUCUUGAGAUUGCGGGAAGUGACGGCUAAUUUGGUAGAUUGUGAGGGACCGUUGGUGUACUUGUUGAUCUCGCUGUGGGUAAAACAUGUCUAUGUUGAGGCCACGACAAGGUCGUUGGAGGUAAGAUGGAAGGAGGGGGGUGUAGUAGAAUCUGGAACUCGGAACGAGCGGUUGUAUAGAUGGGUUAGAAGAUGUGGAGCGGAAAGUUAUGUUGCACUUCCCUUGUUUCAAUGUGUAGAGGCCGAUUUGUUUGACCUCGAGCGAUUUGUGAUCAAACGUACGUGUCCGCAUCUGAAUAGUAGGGAACGACCUCGGAGAUAUCGAAAGAAGAGGGUGGGUAAGAGCGAGAGGCGGAAGAGGACAAGAAAUGGUUGUAGGGAUGGAUGUCGGGUGGGGGAUGGGAAGAAUACGCAUAUGACGUUUAAAGGUGAUAAUGGGCUCUUGUCGACUAACCUGCGUACAAGGUACACACUGAGGUGCAUUUUGUCCGGGGUAAUCAGGAGGAAGUUAGGAGUGAAUGUGAGGGAACGAUUGGUUGUGAAGGUUACCUUUGAUGAAACGCUGUGUAAGGUGGAAGUUCGAAGAUUGUGUGCUGAGUUGGUGAAGGGUCUUGAGCUGUCUGAGGCGUGGAAGCAGAUGUUGAUCCGUCGGAUGAGGGUGGUGUUUGGAAAGAAUCCGAGCGUGGGGGACAUGAUUUAUAAUUUUCGGCAGGCAGCGCGGCAAGAGAAGUUGGAAUGCUGCUGCGCGAGGGCUGAGGGGCAAUUUCCUACAGUGGGUGGACACGUUUGUUUUAGACUGAGUGAGGCAAGUUUUGUACCAGAAUGGAUUAAGAAUGCCAGAAACAUUCCAAGACCGGCGCAUCGACACUCGGCAAGCUCCCUGAAGAAGCAGCUUCAAUUUGUGUUUGAUCCCUUGUUGAAGUUCUGCAACACUACAAGAGAGGCGUUUGGGCGUGGAAUCUCCAAGCAGAUGGUUGAGAAGUGCUUCAGCAGCACGAAGAGUGAUGAUCAAGAGGGCUUUGACACGGCAGGAGUGGCCGAAUGGAGGGAACGGUUUGACGGGCUGGUUCGCUGCCCAAUAGAUCAUAAUCCGGGGGACUCAUUCGUGUGCUGUCCGACGGUGUAUUGGGAAGGAAUGAAGAAGAUGUUCCUAAGAAAUGCCGGUUUUGAGAUUUGUGAGAGAAAGGAACAGGAGUUGGAGAGGGACAAUGGUCAAAAAUAUCAGGAGUUGGGGUAUGAGAAAUUGGGGAGAUGGAAUCCGAAGGGCAAAUUGGGUAAAUGUUACGUAAUUCCGAAGCACAAGGACGUUCGGAAGUGGAGACCAAUCUGCCCUUCGUUUGAAGAAUGUGGGGUGAAAGCAAGCAAGCAAGUGGCUAGAGCGGUCAAUAGGAUGUUGUGGGAUCUGCCCUCAAGGAGUAACUUCAAUAUGAGAUCUACGGAGGAGCUAAUCGACAGAAUUGCGGUCGCAAACAUAGAAUUAAGGAAGGGCGAGGGUUUUGUUUCGGCAGCUUUUGACAUCAAAGAGAUGUUUUGCAACUUACCGCAUGAUGCUGUGAUCGAGGUUGUACGGUGGGUGAGCGACUUUUUGGUUCUGCAAGGAAGUAGUGGUGUGUUGAUACAGGAGAGAGGCAAAGGGGCAAAGAUGAGAAUGGGUAAGGGUCAGAUUGGAUGAAGGAGUAUUGCCUUUGAAGAUAUCAUACGAUUUGUGGAAUUUGAGUUGGAUUGCACUUACGUUA
This is a messenger RNA of Chara braunii, 3018 nucleotides long. The record is from the annotation of a GenBank genome assembly. NCBI's taxonomy places the organism in Eukaryota, Viridiplantae, Streptophyta, Charophyceae, Charales, Characeae.